Aspergillus vadensis CBS 113365 is the source of this 1129-nucleotide messenger RNA. RefSeq lists its product as uncharacterized. Lineage: Eukaryota; Fungi; Ascomycota; Eurotiomycetes; Eurotiales; Aspergillaceae. The coding region runs from base 132 to 1022 and encodes 296 amino acids. The transcript has 2 exons. The record is from RefSeq and is a predicted model, not a curated record.
AAGGCCUUCCGUACUCUUUCUCUCCUGCAAAGCGUAUUGUCUCUUCGUUUUAAGAGAGGGAACACGGUUCUAUUCUUGACAAUCGUUUUUUCUUUCCUUCGCAGGGCCCUCCGCACUUUCUUACCAUCACCAUGAAGUUGCCUCUUUUUCUGAUUCUCACUGUCUGUGUGUCGAAAGCAGUCGCUUUCGGUCUCUAUGGCUGCUACGAGCGACUCCUGUACUGGCAGGCUUACCAGAUGGACAGCGGAUCCAAGAAGAAACGGAUCGCGCCGGCCUGCUCCCGAGAUGCAAAGACCGCUCAGGUCGUCGGGCCCGUCACUGGAGGGCGCUGCAACCUCCGUCAAUUCCUUUAUUACAUCACGGAAAACGAGGUGGAAAAGGGAAUCAUCGCAGACAAGAACAAACUCAAGGACGCGGACCUGGAGAAAGAAAAAUCCGCUCUGGAUGAGGUGGCUUCAGCGAUGUACAAGGCUAAGGUUGGGAGGACUUACAACCCGGGGCGGAUCUAUCAGGGUCUGGAGGCGAAUUCAGGCAUUCAUGAACUUAUUGGGAACAUUGCCGCGUUCAUUGAGCAGAAAGGCUGGUUAGAAGAGGAAAACGGAAAGCCGAGCCAAACAUUAUUUGAUCAGGCCGAAAAGGCCCGCAGCAGAGUUGAAUUCGGGCGAAAGGCCAGCGGCGCCCGGGAUGUAGGAGCCGAGAUUCGGAAACGCUACGAUCGAGAGGUUUGGGACAAGCAGCCAAAGAAUAAGAACGGCGAGAUCGACAAGGAAGCCCCGCUGGUCGACGAGGGGCUGGUCAAGGAGAAAUUGGCGAUUCCUGAGGGAGGGGUUGAGGGAUGGCCUACUUGCGACCUGGAAGUUGCCAAAAACUCGGUCAAUGCCGCAGAGGCCGCCGCGGGCAGGGGACCAAUGAAGUUGAAUAAGGAUUUCAUCGGCCCUUGGAGAGAUAGGGAGACAGCGCACGUGUUGAACAUUGACGCAGCGAAAGACGCAAAGCUCAAAAUCAACAGUUGUUCGGCAUGAAGGGAAGGAGAGUCCUGUACUGUAGGGGUUCUGAGGCGGCCAUUCCCCUGUCAUGCUCUGCCAUUAUUACUUGCAGCAUAACACGCAUUACAUUCCAAAUGACCCGG